AUGGAGAUUAAUUUGACUUAUGGAGUAAUCAAGAAGAUAAUUGAUGGAGAAAUGGAGGGCAAAGCAGACAUGAUUCCGGUUAUGCAAGUGACGGAAAUGAGAUCGGUUAAGGCGGAGUCUCGAGGUACAACGACGGAGAGGUUUAGAGUGAUUUUAUCAUAUGGGAUUUACUUGCAUCAAGGAAUGCUCGAGAGUGAUUUUAACAAAGUUGAGGUUUGUUUGGAAGAGAAAGAUAUGGAGGAUGGUUUGUUUAAGGUUNCGAAUCUUGAAGAAGUUANCNNAAUUUUGAUUCNUCAUACGCCGGAAAANCUUAANGAGCUUAUUANAUUNUCUUUCGUUAAACCAAUUAAAGGUGUUCUUUCGUUUUUCUCUCUGGGAUUUUAUCGAUGUGAGUUUGUUUUGUUUGUGUAA
This is a messenger RNA of Arabis nemorensis, 411 nucleotides long. NCBI's taxonomy places the organism in Eukaryota, Viridiplantae, Streptophyta, Magnoliopsida, Brassicales, Brassicaceae. The record is from the annotation of a GenBank genome assembly.